CGUUUCGGGGCGUCCUGGCGAACCCUUACAGAGAAAGCUCAGUAGCCACGUCUACGAAAGCAUCACCGACUUAGACUGUUCGGUCGACGGGCACUCUAGUUCGAACAGCACAUAUGAACCGUUCUGUGCGUGAGAAUUAUCGGCCGCAGUGACGCCGCGUGGAGUUAAAUAAUGACCUUUUCUUCAGCGUCAGAAUUCAUCAAUUGGGAUUGAGGACUACCUCGUGUACUUCACUCGUGGUCAAAUCAUUCUUUGCUACCAGGAAAAUUGAUAACGGACGAUUAUCACUUUGAAUCAGUUAUGUGUUCCGAAUAGUGAAGCAUUUUUUUAUUCAAGUAGACCACUUGUGAUAAUUUCUUUAAGGUUAAAAAUCAUAAUAUCUAAACUAUAAUAAUAAACAAAUAGAGAGAGAUGGAUGGAGAGAAAGAAAGACAAAUACAGAUCGAAGGGGAAAAGAAGGGAGAGAGAAAGAAAUGUAUUAAGAAAAAGAGACACAGACCAACAGAGAAGAAAAAAGCAGAAGGAGGACAAGAGAAAGAAAAAAAAACACUAUAAGCAGGCUAGAUUUUAGACUCGAUGACGAAAUCCCGAUGUACUGAUAAGAUUCACAUCCAGUUGAUAAAGGGUAUAUAUAUAUAUUACCCUCGCCGAGAUUUACCCCCAGUCUGGAUCUCGUAUAGUUCGGCCUCCUGUCAGUCACCUAAUACUGUGCUGUGGUAGCCUCAAUCACUAGAGGCCUGUGUUAACGGAGGAGCAGGUCGUCUUAACAAGAAGAGUGAAAAUGGGGUCAUCCUUCAAAGCUUAGAUUUAUGAGGAAGUGCGGUACGAGAGUUGACUGACCUCCGCACUGUUCAUAGAUUCCAUCUACAACUGGCCAAGAGGACGUCGAAGCAGGGAGGUCUUCCGCAGCCAUGACGUUCCUAAGCAAGAUCCAGGAAGGCUUCAGUGAGAUCGACCACAACUACCUGCGGGUGUUCAAAGUUGUCACCUCGAUCGGAUGUCCAGUCAUGUACCAAGUGUUCAUGUGGGGCUGCCUGAAGGACCCCAACCAAACGCUGGAAGAAUACCUCCUCCGGGAAAAACGCCUGCCCAACAAGGACUAUCGCAAACUCUUCAACAACCACAUGAAGGAGACCAUUAAGACGAAUCCUUCGGGGGACAAGUUCGACAUAACGCUGCUCCUGCUGGCCAUCAAAACCGCAUGCGAGAAUGUGGCUCACAAAGGCGACCCCGCCUGGCACACCGAAGACGAUUCUUGCCUCGAAUAUUUGCUCACCGCCAUAAAGGAGACGCGGAACGAACUCGCCCAUAAUUAUAUCGUGAUGGACAAGGCCGAAAUGGUGGAGAAGGUUGAGAAAAUAAGGAGAUUGCUGAUUAGAACGCUAGAGGCAGCCCGAGACAGGUACGGCGUCGACGCGGCCACAGUCGAUAACGUCAUCGACAUUACCAAUAAGAAUAUAAACACGGUGCGAGACCAUCCCUUAGCUGUAAAAGAUAUUAACAGGUAUCAGUCAGAAAUGCUAUUUGAUAAUCUGAAGAGACUCAUGGUUAAGGAGGGCUUGGCCGAGUUAAAGAAGAUGUAUGAAAGAAUCACAAUCAUCAAUCCCGUAUUUUUCGUGGCUGGAAGUGACUUCCUCAUGGACGUUGGUCUAGUGUUUUCUAGGAUCGAAGUAAAGCAGGCUGGGAGGUUUGCCAAAGGAAAAUCUAUAGCUUAUGAAAACGUAUUAGAACUGAAUCAUAUGUGUGAGAGUAUGUCCCAGAGUCUCGGUAGCGGAGAGCCUGCCACGAUGGUCAUACUGGAGGGAAUCGCGGGUUCUGGCAAGACAACCUUGACCAAAUUCAUUAUAUCGGAGUGGUCGAAGGGCUCGCGCAAGUUCAUAGGCCUGGACCAGUUCGAUCUCCUGUUCUUAAUGGAAUGUCGCAACCCUUCUCUGGAAUCCUUCGCCGAUCUCCUCGUGUCCCUCAUGCCCAAUGUAUCAAAAAGUUUCAGAAAAGAAGACUUCAUGCGAUGCGCACUCGACCUGAAGAUUCUUGUGUUGAUCGAUGGACUCGACGAGCUGAAUAAAUCUUCAGAAAAGGUCUUCAGAGAAGUGCUGGCCAUGUUAAGGACGAGAGACAUCAGAGUACUAUGCACAUCACGACCCGAAAAAGUCCAGGACGUUUACAAAAUUAUUCCUGAUGGCGUUGUUAAGGUUCACUUGAGGAUAACGGGAAUCCCCGCUAACAAGAGAGUAGAUUUCGUUAAGGCUUAUCACGACGAAAUGAAAAAACUGCAGAGGAGUGAACAAGACACAACCGGCCUGGUCGAUUACUUAAACAAUUCUUCGGAAAAACUUGAUAAACACUUCAGAUUCCCUCUUAACUUAGUACUUCUCACGUACUUGUGGGCACAGGCGCCUGAUCGAGUUAAUAAGGUCACUACACCUACAGAAUUGUAUGUACAGCUUCACGACCUGCUUGUGGAAAAAUUGGUGGAGAGACUGAAGCACCAUGAUGCGACAAAACACGUUAGCUGCUCCGAACUGAAGGAAAAGACUGAAUUCUUCUUGAGGACUUUGUACCAUGAGUCACUCUAUGCCCUUUCCAGAGACAUCGUCUACAUUGACAAGUGUGCAAAGCUAAGACUCCGCAAAGCUUGUUCCGAGUUGCAUCUCUAU
Messenger RNA from Penaeus indicus, 2657 nucleotides. RefSeq lists its product as uncharacterized. The annotation marks the transcript as partial. NCBI's taxonomy places the organism in Eukaryota, Metazoa, Arthropoda, Malacostraca, Decapoda, Penaeidae. The transcript is spliced from 2 exons. The record is from RefSeq and is a predicted model, not a curated record.